This is a messenger RNA of Pleuronectes platessa (European plaice), 1910 nucleotides long. RefSeq names its product zinc finger CCHC domain-containing protein 24. The transcript is spliced from 4 exons. The coding region runs from base 228 to 920 and encodes 230 amino acids. The record is from RefSeq and is a predicted model, not a curated record. Gene Ontology annotation, molecular function: zinc ion binding; nucleic acid binding. NCBI's taxonomy places the organism in Eukaryota, Metazoa, Chordata, Actinopteri, Pleuronectiformes, Pleuronectidae.
GCUCUGCCCUGUUUGCGCUUAAUGCUUCCACUGCGCCCUCCCCGAGACACCGCUGUCCUGUGACCGGGGUCCUCCAGGGCUACCCCAGGUGAACCAGAGGUCCACACCCACCCGGCCGGAGCAGGGGGAUGACUCAGAGAAGUUGGGUGAUCCAGAAAACCCGGCGGUUCUGACGGUGCUUUCACUCCGAGAGGCGCAGCGGUGCCCCCCCUCCAGCCAACGACAGAAUGAUGUCCGCUAUAGAGACUGGUGCCGCCGUGUACCAACCUGCACAGCUGCUCAACUGGGUCUACAUGUCCCUGCAGGACUCCCAGAGCAGCCCGUUCGAUGCCUUCAAAGCCGAGGCGGACUCUUCCCUCCAGGACAUGAACAACUCCAAGCGCAGCGCAGCGGAUCUGAGCUCCAACUAUCUCAACAACUUCUUCCAUCUGAGGAGUGAGGCCUUGAACAACAAUUUCUACAAGAGCUCCUCGCCCUACGGGUCCCUCAACAAUAUCGUGGACGGCCUGAGCUCUCUCGCGGACCAUUUCUCCGACCUCUCCCUGUCCCCCGAGACGCGCAAACACAGCAAACGGCCGCCGCCCAACUACCUGUGCCACCUCUGCUUCAACAAAGGGCACUACAUCAAAGACUGCCCUCAGGCUCGACCCAAAGGUGAAGGCCUGACCCCGUAUCAGGGAAAGAAGAGGUGCUUCGGGGAAUACAAAUGCCCUAAAUGCAAGAGGAAGUGGAUGAGCGGGAACUCCUGGGCCAACAUGGGGCAAGAGUGCAUCAAGUGCCACAUCAACGUCUACCCUCAUAAACAGCGACCUCUGGAGAAACCGGACGGGCUGGACGUGUCGGACCAGAGCAAAGAGCAUCCCCAGCACCUGUGUGAAAAAUGCAAAGUCCUUGGCUACUACUGCCGCCGUGUGCAAUAACUCUCUCUGCUCGACUUCCCUGGUUUGGUCCACAAAGGGACGAUUCUACUUUAAAUUACUAAAACCACAAGGUAAUAUACUUUAUCGUACUUCAGCUCUAACGGUUUAUUCUCUGACACUGGGACUCUCGCUGUGAGAGGCUCGUCGCGAUGGAAGCCUUCUGCAGUAUCUCUCAGCGGAGACGAGUACAAUAUGUGAAUAUUCAUUUGAAGUCGGAACUAUGAAGCCAGAAUCUUACCUUAACUGUGAAUUCAGAAACUUUAGCUCAGCGUCUGACUUCACUCGUGUUGGAGCUAAAGUCCGGAGUGAAGUUUCCAAGUGAAGACUCUUUUCCAAAUGUUUGUAUAUUCCAGCAAUAACUUAAAAUGAUGUUUUCUGUAUAAAAUAUGCAACAAGUCUUUACUCAGAGGGAUAUGCAGUAUUAAUGUGUGUCUGUAUUUUCAGUACUGGAGGGUACAUAAUUAUUGGGAGAUAUUUUAAGCCAUUAUUUUUGUUUCUUAUUACACUUAAAGAAGGAAUAUAUCAGCCAACUAACAUUUAUUCUUUAUAUACUAUGUGACUACAGUUAAAACUCCUUUUGGGUCAUUUUAUUCCAAAGUUGUUAACAAAUGCAAUAUUUCAGGAACAACGUAUUUCCUGACAAAAAGAAUAAAUUACAGCACAUUUAUAUUUUGGCACCCGGUGCUAACAGUGACUCAGCAAAGUUUUAAAAAGGUCAUAGUUUGUAAUGUCUCGUAUGUAACACGAGACGAAAAAGAGGAAUAAAAUCUGUAUGUGCCAAAGAUCAUGAGGGAUUAAGUGGAAGGUUCCGUGUGCAUGUUGCUUCAGAGGGUUUUUAUAUUUCAAAUUAACGAUAAUUAAAUGGAAAAGAACCAUCAGUUGAUUAUAACUGUUUUGGGAUGUGACACGCCGUUUAAUGUGCCUUGAUGUGAGUAACCCAUGAGAUGGAGCUCUUCAAAUGUUUUUGUAUUAAAAUGCAUUUAAACAUGU